AUGAUACCCCCAAGGCACCUUGAGUACUACAUGACCGAGUGGGUUACGGCAUCUCUGGAAGCAAUCGUAGCUCACCGGUUGUUCCCAUUUAUUGGCUUUCCCUCCUGUAAUCCUGUAAAUCUCCUUCGGCCAACACACAUCUCCGAUGAGUUGGCCUUGCCUCUCUUCAGCAAUGACCGAUCCAUGUGGGAUGUAACUGUAACGAAUAACGCCCUAAGAAACGUUAGUACUUCGUGUAAGAACAAUAGUGGACAACCCCGGGGUGCUUGCCUCCACUCGGUGAAUUUUACCCCAGAGUCGGCCCGACAUUUUCGCAUCGAGAUUCCGCAAAUUGAGAGUUUGAGGGCUGCUCUGCUCUGUGACCCAAAGUUCAAUCUGCAGCAUUCAUGGCAGCUUCGGGUAGUCGUUUCUUUACGCAUACCUGUGAUACGCCUUUUAGACCAAGUAGACUGCAGAAGCGCUUCUUCGUCUGUGCGGCCUCACGAUGCGAAAUCCAUUGAGAGUGACCUGAAUGAAGUGGACUUGAGGAGUAGGGCGUCGGCUGAGUACCCUUGCCGGGAACAUCAUUCGUCCACACUGAACAUUCACGAUGGCAGUAUAUUUCCAGAAUUCGAAGGGAAAGAGUCGCCGUUGCUUGCUCCCCACUCAUCUCCAGGAGAGAGCUAUACGCAUCACUGCCUAGAACAGUGGAUCCUCAACUUCCAGCCCUUGGCGACAUCUGACCGGCAGGCGAAGUUUGAACACAGGAAGUUGUGCACAGCUUUGAAAGGUUUGCUGGCUACGUUGCACUUUCUCCCGACUCACCCAGCACUUCUGGCUUUGGCCGACAACGAAAGAGCAAAGCACAAGCGAGGCGGUCACCAGCAGAAGAUAUACGUCGAGACCCACCUGCUCGCUCGUUGGCGAACAGGAGAGUCUCGCAGGCGCCAUAGGAGAGCUCAUGCCGAGGCCCCGUGGGUGCCUCUUGUUGCCUACAGAUCUGAUUUGGAAGACAUUUUGGUGUGCCGCUCAUCUGAAAGCUUCGCAGGUGCAGGAGCACAAGCAAACCCCAGCUGGUCCCCAACAGAGAACUUGCGUUCCCCUCCUCUGGUGUGUAACACGGCACGCACCUGUGUUGCAGGCAGUUCUUCUCAGCAGCCUUCGUAUUACUCCUCUUCAGCCCUUCAGGAGCCACCGCCUGGUGCCCCUUUGACCUGCUCCAACGCGUGUACACCUCAACCAAAUAGCCGCACUUAUAAGGCGCCCCUCUCGCCCUCCCGCCGUCACCACCACGCUAGCAUCAGUGCCCCGAAGAGUAGAAGUCAUGGAGAUCCACUGCCUACAGGUCGCGAGGGCACUCUCACAGUUCCAUGUCUGAGCUGCGGCAGCAGCUGCUGCUGCUGCAGCUGCAGCAGCAGUUGUUGUUCUCCAUUCGGAGGCCAAGAUGUGUCCGGCAGCAAUGCACGGAGAGAUGCAUGCGAACGCCGCACAUUUCUUUCCCUUGGAACUGCUUUGGGAACGCUAAGGUGUACUGUGAUGUACAAUGAGGAACUGGCACAGAGCAUCAUUGCCUCUGGGGAGCUCGAUGCAGCAGGGGACGUUUGCCUUGAGGGCUUUCAGCCUAUAGCAGCCACUGCGGUGGGCGAGAGAAGAAAAGGCGUAAACAGUAACGUCAGCAGCAACAGCAGUAGCAGCUGCUGCAGCAGUUCCGACCCGCUGCUCGAGGGCAGAGUCACCGCCCCUGUCGGGGGUUCGGACAUGUGGCUGGAAAUGCCUCCAGACGAUAGGGAAGCACCAGAGAAUGCUUUGUCAAAGGCCCUCAGCGCGAAUGCAGGCAGUCAGCAUCCUGCUACGGCUGCCCCCGCCUUUGUUGCUGCUGGUGCCCGUUCGGCUACUGGUGCUGCUGCGGGGUGUCAGUUUCCUCCUCCUCAGGAAAUUGCUACCAGUUGUGGUGAGAGAAUGGGAGGCGGUAUUUGGCAGGGACUGCUGCAGCGGCUGCCGUUAAAAAAAGCGUAUCGCGCUGCUGCUGUUCCCAUGUACAGUUUGGGUUUAGGGCCCCUCUUGGAGAGGUGUCCCCCCAGCAAAGUUCUUAAGCUUCCAGCAGCAGCAGCAACAGCGGCAGCAGCAGCAGCUGCUGCUGCUGCCGCUGCUCGUGGCCGUUUGAGCCGGCGAGGAGAGGAGGCGGCGGACCCGCGUUGGCGCCCCUCUGUGCAGACCAUUCCUGCAUCCCGCACCGCGGGUUCGCAGCAGAAAGGCACGAGUAGUAGCAGCAGUAGCAGUAGCAGCAACAGUAGCAUCGGCAAGUUAGAUUUAGGGAGGAUGGAGGGCGUUGGUGUUGGUGUGUCGUUCAAGGGUAUUUGCGGAUUUGAAGCGGGUUUCAAGGGAGGAGAAGAUGGCUCGUGUGUGGGGAACCCGUUGUUAGCAGACAGCGAAAUGAGCAGUUUAGAAGAAGCUUUGUUUUUAGCCGAAGGCGCAGAGGGGCUGGGUGAGGGGUUGAAGGAGGAAGAGCAGAUAUCAGCAGACGCUGUGCAGUUCGGGUCUAUGUGGCUAGAUAGCGCACAAGCGAGGUUUCAAGAAGAAGCCUUCUGCGCUGCCAGCACCUCUCUUACUGCAAAGGAAAGUAGUGCAAGCACUGCACCACGACCUUGCAAGACACUGGACGCACAGGAGUUGCAGGCACUGAAGGAAGAAAUCAAAGCAUUCCUGGAAGAGGAGGCAGUUUCUGGAGCAUCUUCUGCUUCUUCGUGUUCUUCUUCGUCCUGUUCUUUCUGUUCUUGUUCUUCAUGUUGUUCGCAUCCCUCCUACCCUUGUUCUUCUUAUCCUCCAUCGGUGCCUACUUGUGGGUCUUACUCCUCUUCUGUGAGUCUGUCAAACUAUCUUUCCUCUGUGUUGAGAGCUCUCGAGUCCAUUUCAAGAACACCCUUUGACCCCGAAGGAGCAGCCAACCAAUGCGGACUCUUUGAUGCGAGCCCUCUGGGGGCUCAGCCGCAAGACGAGGCAAACAACCCAAGCCGACCAAAGGAAAACAGCAAGCAGACAAAUCGCACAAUUACACAAACGUUCAGUAAUCUACACACAGAAGAAAAGCAUCAACAACAGCAGCAGCAACAGAAUCAGCAACAGCAGCUCCAGCAAGAGCAACAGCAACAGCAACGGCGACGGCAAAACGUCAGAGGGUUGCCUUCCUUCAUUAGCCUGGAAGCAGCGAUGGUCGGUGCAGAGUGGCAGGAGAAGCGUCUGCAGCUGGGGCUAGAGCUAGAGAACCUCGAUCUAAGGAAUGUAGAUCGCUGCUGCCUGCCUCAGAGAGAAAUAGACAAGGCGGAAGCUUCAAACAGCAGCUGCAACACAGAGCGACCACACGGCCUCAGGUCUAGCCGAAAGGGGGACCCCUUCCCUUCUGUCUCCCCUCUUUGUUUUUACCCAGAAGAAAGCUUCAUGACGCAAAUGAGCACUAGAACGGGCUUCUCGUUCCUUGAAGAGGCCAUAAAGGAGCUGAUGAAUUGCACACAGGAAGAGGAAACGUGGAAACAGCAAAUAGACGAUGAAAUGGACGGAGAGAAUAUAUCGGAAGAAGAUACAGGAUACCUGGAAGAAAAACGGGGGAAAAGCAAUCAAGGCAUACAUAGAAUAACAAAAUAUAGGUGCAAAACGGUAGAGGAGCAACGGAGAGGAAGAGAAAGAGACAAUGAAAUCCACAGAAAUAAAGGAGAAACACAACAGGAGGCCACAGGAGGGCACACAGAGGAGGGAUCAGAUGGAGACCAAGACGAUGAUGAUGAUGCCCGGGGCGAAGGAUCAGAGGGAGACAAAGUGAAGGAAGAUAAAGCCGAGGAUGGAGAAGUGGCAAACAACAACGGCGAGGAGGAAGAACAAAGACGAGAAACGUUGAAGAAUGUCCAGGAAACAGAGAAGGCGGAACAAAACGAAGCAGGAGGGAAGCCAUUUAAGCGACAUAAAGAUGUAGAGAGAAAACAACUAGGCAGCUGCGAUAGAGUUCAAAACUUACAACGGCCAAAGACCAACCAGGAGAAAAAAGAUGUGCUAGCCAACAAUAAAAAGAAGCAAACACCGAUGCAAACGCACCUCCGUGGAGUCCAAAUGUUCCUCCAAAAGGAAGCAACAAUAACUAAAAGGCAGAAGCAAACGCCAAAUAAACACCAAGAGAAGGAACAACAAGAAGAAAACGACGGGGGCAUUCCCGAGGCCUAUGAUGGCCAUGUGGAGGACAUGUGUAUACUACUGCAGAAUUUCGAGGUAUUAAUAAAAUUAACUGAAUAA
Molecule: messenger RNA, 4257 nt
Organism: Eimeria maxima
Lineage: Eukaryota; Apicomplexa; Conoidasida; Eucoccidiorida; Eimeriidae
Exons: 2
Coding region: 1-4257 (1418 amino acids)
Biological process (GO): regulation of transcription by RNA polymerase II
Cellular component (GO): nucleus
Molecular function (GO): transcription cis-regulatory region binding
Source: RefSeq, a predicted model, not a curated record